Nannochloropsis gaditana CCMP526 is the source of this 501-nucleotide messenger RNA. RefSeq lists its product as uncharacterized. The record is from RefSeq and is a predicted model, not a curated record. The transcript has a single exon. The annotation marks the transcript as partial.
CCCCUUCAUCGAUUCCAUUCCGCCUUUCACGCUCCCUUUCCUCCCUCUCCCUCCUCUCCCGCUCCUCCUCCUCGUCCCGCCUCCGGUCCUCCUCCUCGUCCUCCCUCCGCGCCUGUGCCAGACACGAAUGCGCUCGCAGCCGCUCCAACGUCCACCUGGCUCCCGGGUCUUUCAAGAACAAACCCUCCAGCAUCUCAUGCAGCUCGGGCUCAACGCUUUGGCCGCCCCUGGCCUCCCCCUCUCCAUUCUCCCCUCCCGCGGCCCCUCCCUCGCCGUCUUCCUCCACGGGGGGGAUCUGAACUUCCUCUUCCUGGAUGGCCGCGAAGAGGGGGGCGAGCCCAGCCUUCUGGAAGGGCAGGCGCCCGAAGAGGAAGCAGUACAGGCAAAGACCCGCCGCCCACACGUCCACCGGCCAGGGGAAGAAGCCCUCGCCCGAGCAGCACUCGGGCGCGAGGAAAUUGUAGGUGCCGGAGGUGUCGAAGAGCUUCCCCCGGUCCCCGG